AUGCAGCUACGCCUCGAGCACGAGCACGCGGGUCCGAGCACGACGGAGGAGGAGGGGGAGGUGUGCGCGGGCACCAAGUGCGCGCUCGAGUUGUGGCGCCUCAUCCAGGAGCGGGUCCAAGCCGAGGCGAGUGGGAACACUCGAGGCCCGGGGGAGGCCACGAGGGCUGCGGCACCGACCUUAGACGUCGAAACCCUGCGCCGACGGCUCCAGGAGGAUGCGGAUGCCCGCGCGACAUCCGGCAAGGCGGCGCUGAAUCGUCCUGAGCGUGGGCCGAGUGUCGGGGUCGUUAUCGAGCCUGCGAGCGCACCUAGCGUUGCUCUGGCGGCAGACCACACGGAUACCCUCGUCAGGCUUGUCAUGGAGAGGGCGGCCGCGAAGCAGGCGAGCCCGAAGCGUACUAGGCUUAUCAUGGGAGGGACCGAUGUGAGUCAGGAACUAGACGUCAUGGACCGCAGACCAGAGGACAGAACGUAUCCACCCGGCCUCCUCGAUGACGAUCUCAUCAUCCUCCUUCUCCCCCACUUGCACUGUCCCGAGGUGCCGGCCCACAGCAGCAUUGUGGCCGUGAUGAACCCCCGAGCACUCUUUGCGGAACCUGGCGACACCGCGAAGGAGGGAAGCGAGAUCCGCGCGCGGGUGGUCCACGUCAACCCCCCCGCUGACCGGAGAUGCGUCGGGGCCGUAAACCCCUGGCUCGUAUGGACCGUCGUGUCCAUGUGGAUCGAAGUGGAGUGGCGUGCGCUCAACCACGACGUCGCGUUCCCCACUAUCGCCGCCCUGCGCAUGGCAGCUGUCCCAUUCAAUAGCGUGGAGGAGGAGGGGGAGGAGGGGGAGGAGCGGGAGGAGGAGGAGGAGGAGGCGGAGGAGGAGGAGGAGGAGCCGGGAGAGGAGGAGGUGGUGGUGGUGGUGAACGGGGAGAAGGAUGGAGUGAUGGAUGAGGGCAGACAGCGGAGCGGGUCGUUUCGGUGGGGGGGGGGAGCAUCGGAAGGGCAGCCGACCAGAGGAGGGGGGGGGGAGGUAGCACCGAAGGAGGGAGAUGAUCACGGGCAGGUAAAGACAGGGAAUGAGGGGCCAGGGGAGCAGGAGGCACCGACCUUGACAGCGGCGGGGGAGGGGGAAGAGGGGCUGCUGCUGGGGAGGGGGGAGCGGGAGGUGGGGGGCGAGGGGGGGGAGGAGGAGGAGGAGGAGGAGGAGGAGGAGGAGGAGGAGGAGGAGGAGGAGGAGGAGGAGGAGGAGGAGGAGGAGGAGGAGGAGGAGGAGGAGGAGGAGGGGAACGGGGAGAAGGAUGGAGUGAUGCAUGAGGGCGCACGGUGGAACGGGCCGUUUCUGUGGGGGGGAGAAUCUUCGGAAGGGCAGGCGACUGAAGGGGGGGGUAGGGAGGUAGUGCCGAAGGAGGGAGGUGGGAAUAAGCGGGUGGAGGCAGAGACCGAGGGGCCAAGGAAGCAGGAGGCGCCGACGUUGACAGCAGAGGGGGGAGGAGAGGAGGGACUGCUGCUGGGGAGGGAGACGCGGAGUCCGGAGGAGGAGGGGGGGGAUCCGUGGCGGGUGGAUGAUACACCACAGCCUCGAGACGUGGAUGCGCGAACCCUAGCCCCCCCUUGUGCGGGCUUGAUCCGGGAUGCCGAUGCCCUUGCACUGAUCCCCAAGGGGCAUGCGGUAGGUGUUUGGGAGUCAGGGAGUGAAACGUGGCCUAAAGGUAGAGAGCGAGAUCACCUCAUUCUCAUCGAGUACCACAAGGCGUGCUUGCAGCGGCUGGACCGCCAGCGGGUGGGGGACGCUAAAUUGUCGCCUGAAGACGAGGAGUGGGUUCAUUCUAUGAUUCCAAACUCCGCCCCGACGCUCCGAGAAGGAAAUGCGGCGAUCCAUCGCUUGAACGGGAGAGGAUACGACGGAGAGAGGCGCCGUGCAUCACGCCCUGCGCCUCCACAGAAAGGGAGGAGCACGAAUCGCGAGAGCGAGCCGGUGGAGGAGCCGACGAACGGGCCAAUGGGGGGGGAGGCGUCGCAACAGACGGAGAAGGCGGAGGUACGGGAGAAGCUGCGGGUGAGGGCGAGGCGGGGGGGAGGGGGGGUAGCGCAGCCGAUCGAGGGGGCGGGGGAGAAGGUAGCGCCGAAGGUGGGGACGAAGGGGAAUACGACGCGGCGUGCGCAGGGUCGGAAGGGUUUGCACGUGCCACAGAGCCGGGGGGUCGGGGUGCAAAGGAAGAGGAAGAGGACCGAUGAGGAGGGGGAGGAGGAGGUGAAGGAGGAAGUGAAGGGGGAGGGGGGUGAGGUGAGGGAGGGAGUGGAGGAGAAGGGGGCGAGGAAGAAGGAGUGCAAGGCCGGGAAGGCAGGUGAGGAAUCGGAGGACGUGGUGGAGGUGGCGGCCCAGCUGCAGACGGACUCGCCGGCUGUCAUGGAGGGCCUCAAGGCGGCCGUGCGGGGCCACGGCCGGCGGGGUGGGGUGAAGGAGGAGGUGAAUGAGGCGGAGGAUGAGGUGAAUGAGGGAGUGAAGGAGAAGGAGGGCGAGGAGGAUGACGUGGUGGAGGUCUCGGCGGCCCAGCUGCAUGCGGACUCGCCGGCUGUCAUGGAGGGCUCCGAGGCGGCCGUGCUGGGCCACCGCUGGCGGGGGGGGGGCGGGAAGGCCGCCCCGGUCGAUGAGGGGCACAGCGACUCCAAGGGUCGAGGGCGAAAGCUAGAGGCCUCCGAGGGGAGAACAGCACAGCAGGAGAAAGUGCGUUCUAAGAGCGGUGGGGUGCGGCCAUGCAAGAAGAGGAACGGCUACUUUAUAGCGGAACCGUGGCUGGGCAAGAGGCGGUUCUGGAUCGCCCGGGUUCGGCACGCGGACGAAGCGCGGUACAUCACCGCCGUGGCGCACAUGGCCUUCUACAAGACAGUUAAGCGGGUGGAGAUCGGAGCUGGAGAGGUGGCGGACUGGCAAGCGGAUCUGGAUAUCGCCAGGCUGAUCCCUCCGGGCAUGUGGAGCGCCAUGGUCGAACGCGGUCUCGCCUCGUCCGCUGAUUGGUGGCGGAAAAUGUUCGAGUGGUUCCGACAACACCGCUCCCGGCACGACUCGGCGUCCAUCCACGCGUUGCUUGGCGCAAUGGUGGGGGCACGGGCAGCGACUGCUGCAAAACGGGCCGUGCCGUCAUACGAUGUGGCAAUAGCGUGCGGCUUUGCGGCGGUCAGCGCGUCUCUGGAUGAGAAAAUAUUGAAUGCGACCGACGAGGCCAAAUUUGCGGCAACGAUGUUGGGUGCGGACACUGCUACGGCUGAUGUGUUCAGUGCCGUGGCCUAUACUGCGGUGCAAGCUGUUGUCAAUUUUAACAAGCAGCGUGAAGAUGCCAACGCCUUGGUCGCGAUUUGCACUUUGGUGGGGGUGGAGGCAGAGGUGUAUCAGUAG
Closterium sp. Naga37s-1 is the source of this 3384-nucleotide messenger RNA. NCBI's taxonomy places the organism in Eukaryota, Viridiplantae, Streptophyta, Zygnematophyceae, Desmidiales, Closteriaceae. The record is from the annotation of a GenBank genome assembly.